AUGGAGCGAAUUAGACUCAAUCCGUCAAAAUGGUGGUCCAGGUUGGACCUGGAUACUAGGACUAUCCUCAUGAUGCUGAAAGGUGCUCUCGCGCCUACAAUCACUAUCGCGAUCUACCAGAGUGAUGCCAUAUCCAACAUCACCACAACAAUCGGCUACCUGUCGGCUUUGAUGUCAGUAGUGGCACAAGGCCUCAUGCCGAGAGCCAAAUUCCUGAAGAUCAUGUUCUUCAAUUUAGCAGCGGUCUGUGUUUCUGCAUCACUCUGUUGCCUAGCUGUGCUAUGUGCGGUGAAGGCUAGAGAACAUAACACCCCGUCCGAUGCGAGCGAGAGCAUUCGUAAUGGAUACAGCAGUGAUGCGUGCGCUGUUGCCGGCAUAUGGCUGAUCCUGAUGAUUUGGGGCGCGAAUGCUCUGCGUGCACUGAAGCCAAUGGAGCUGCAAGACCCUAUGGUCGCCUUCUCAAUAUUUGCAUCAGUGACGAUCACGCGUGCAGGAACUUUUGUGACAUUGACUGAGGGUCUCGAAUUCGUCUCGCGACUAUUGAAAGGUUUCAUGAUUGGCUUUGCCAUCGCGACCGGUGUCUCAUUAUUCAUUUUCCCAAUCACCAGCCGAGGAAACCUGUUCCACGAUAUCAAAGGAUAUGCCGGCUCAAUCGAAGCAGUCCUCGAAUCACAGAUAACCUAUGUACAGGGAAACCCUGUCACCGGUCUUCUUUCCGGCAGAGGCCUUCUUCGACGUGCAAGGACUGCCAAAAGCGCCCGGGAUGUGUCAGAUGACGACGGUGCCGAAUGGGAAUCAAAGCAAAAGCAGCCGCAGCUGGAAAUGGCGAAGCUCAAUAGCUUGCAUAGUAGAUUGCAAGCCGAUCUAUUCUAUUCCAAAGACGAAAUUGCAUGGGGUAAACUGACAGCCAAGGAUCUGAGCGAGAUCGAGCAUCUCUUCCGCAGUCUUCUCCUCCCUCUCUCCGGAAUGUCAAUGUUACCUGAAAUAUUGGAGUCUAUUGUCAAUAAUGAGACUCGCGAAGAGGGAAUCGCCGAUCUUGACGAUCCCGACCAAGGGGCAUUGAAACAAUCAGAAAUUCGAAGAGUGGCGGAGACACUGCAUGAACGGCUAGUCGAUUCCUCAAAGCUUGUUCAGCAGGGUCUCCACUACUUUCUGUUGGCUUUGGAACUUGCCAAACCCAAGCGUUUCAAAGAUCAGAAAAAGCCUCGCGGUUCGUCGACUGCCAGGGACGAAGAAUCAAGGGGUGAAACUUUAUCAUCAACAGACCUGGACUUCCCUGUGCGAUUUGAACAAGAGCUACACGGAUACUACUCUCGUCGGAAACACCUACCCCAGGCGUUGGCGUCUCUUGAGGCAUUUGCAGCCACAGAAAAGUAUGACGUGGACACACCGACGGAAGAGCCGUCACAUAUUGCAGGUGACCCAGAGGUGCGACAGGAGUUCUUCAUGAUCCUGUACAUGGGCCAUCUUCAAGAUGAUAUGCUGAAUGCGACAUUACAGCUCGCGCAGUUUGCGCAUAGCAAGAUAAUAGAUGGGACUAUGGGCCGGAGUCGACUCAUAUUCCCAAAGCAAAGAUCUAUCCGAGAGUGGCUCUCACUGAAUCGCAAUAAAAAGGAGCACGAGGCUUCAUCGGAUAGCAGACAGUCAUCCAAUGUCAAUCCCUCCGCAAUCUACCAGGAUCAGCCUUCAGCUCGGGUUCCAGAUCCCGAACACCUCCCCCCUGAGAAUGUUUGGGAGAAGGGAAGCACGAUAUUACGUACCAUUUCCCACGUCAUCAAGUCUGACCAGAGCAUCUUUGGGUUUCGGGUUGCUGCCGCUUCAUUUUCCGUCGGAAUACUUGCCUUUUUGCAUCAGACACAAGAUUUCUUUAUUCGACAGAGAUGCAUUUGGGCGAUGAUUGUGAUCGUCAUUGGGAUGAAUCCAACAAGUGGCCAAACCAUGUUUGGAUUCGUUGCUCGGAUCGCCGCAACAACGAUUUCGCUCGUGCUAAGCUUGAUAGUUUGGUAUAUCGUGGAUGGUAAGACCGCUGGUGUGAUCGUUUUUCUGUAUCUCGCCAACGUCUUCGAGUACUACUUCUAUAUCAAGUUCCCACAGUAUUUCGGAGCAUCUGUCAUAUCUAUUGUUACUCUGAAUGUCAUCAUUGGCUACGAGCUACAGGUCCGCAAAUUGGGAUUCCCCGAGGCAACUUCGAACGGCCAACCAUACUACCCGAUCUACCUGUUCGGCCCGUAUAAGUUAGCAGCUGUUGCAGCCGGCUGCGCGAUUUCCUUCUUCUGGGUCAUAUUCCCAUACCCAAUAACAGCCAAGUCUCAACUGCGAAAGGUACUCGGACGAAGCCUAUUUGUCCUGGCCAAAUUUUACAGCUGCAUGCAUAAAACCAUCGAAUUAUGGUUCAGUGCCGAGUUAGGGAGCCUGGCGGAUUCAAAUUCUCCCGCCAAAAGUCUCCAAGCAUCGCGUCGCAAGAUCUUCAAAGAAGAAAUGUUACUUCUCGCCAGUCUUCGUGCACAUAGUCACUUCAGCACAUACGAGCCACCUAUUGGUGGCAAAUUUCCGAAACAGAUCUACGACAACAUCAUCGCUGAGAUCCAACGCAUAUUGACCAGCAUGUCGUUGAUGGCCCAUACCACGCAAAGCCUUGAAGCGCUAGUCGUUGAGUCGGAUCAUUCCUCUCCAGAAACAGACAAUCAGUGGAUGUCCCAGCUCGCAGAGAUCGCGCUGAAGUCAACAGAUUUCAAUUCUCAUCGCAUCACCUCGUUGCUCUGUCAUCUUUCUGCGGCGAUCACGAACGGCCAACCUUUACCACCGUAUCUGUCUACACCAGACUCAUUCCCGCUCGCACGUCAAAUGCAGAAAAUUGACGGGGAGCUACUGAGCAUUCGGCACAUUGAAGACCCGGCCUUUUCAGCUUUUGUCUCGUUGGAGGUGCUGAGGUCGGUGGUUAGUUUCAGCCUUCAGGAUCUCAUUGAGUAUGUAUUGCUUUUGAUCAUGCUCUGA
Molecule: messenger RNA, 2994 nt
Organism: Penicillium salamii
Lineage: Eukaryota; Fungi; Ascomycota; Eurotiomycetes; Eurotiales; Aspergillaceae
Source: the annotation of a GenBank genome assembly